Molecule: messenger RNA, 2145 nt
Organism: Enterobius vermicularis (human pinworm)
Lineage: Eukaryota; Metazoa; Nematoda; Chromadorea; Rhabditida; Oxyuridae
Source: the annotation of a GenBank genome assembly
AUGUCGCAGACGUUAAUUCUUGACAAUGGAGUUGGGACCAUAAAAGUUGGAUAUACAUCUGAUGAACUUCCAAAGGUUAUAUCAAACUGUAUCACUAAAUCAAAGAAUGAAAGGAAAAGAGUUUAUACUGCUGACGAAUUUGUUGAGUGUAAAGAUCACUCGAGUUUAUACUUCUUAAUACCUGCCGAAAAAGGGUACAUAGUCAACUGGGAUGUUGAACAGAAAAUUUGGGAUCGCAUUAUGAGGAAAGAUGUGCUUAAUGUACAGUUCGCUGAUACUAAAUUGGUUUUGACUGACCCGAUAUAUAAUGUCCCAGCCAUUAAGGAUCUUUCUGAUGAAAUUCUUUUUGAACAGUAUGGAUACCACUCUUUGACGAAAACCAGCGCUACAUCUCUGAUCGCAUUGGCUGAUACCGUAGCAGAACAGUGCACCGACCAUUGUUGUGUUGUAGUGGAUUCUGGCUAUUCAUUUACUCAUAUUGUUCCUUACUGUAAUGGUGUGGCUAUUCGCAAAGGCAUUAUAAGGAUUGAUGUUGGCGGCAAGCUUUUAACAAAUUUAUUGAAAGAGUGGAUUUCGUAUAGGCAGUUGAACGUUAUGGAGGAAACAUAUGUAAUGAAUGAGUGUAAAGAAGAUAUCUGUUACGUUGCUGACGACUUCAGAAAACAUAUGAAUAUAGCUCAGAAACGAAAAGACGAAAAUUCAAUUUUGCGACGUUAUAUUUUGCCCGACUUUAUGUCUCAUAAUCGCGGUUUCGUUCGAGAACCCGGAAAUGACGUUAAUGCAGAUGACUGUCAAGAACUAGUGGUUAAUCUCGAGCGAUUUGCUGUUCCUGAAGUCUUAUUUUCUCCACGCGACAUUGGACUUUUUCAAAUGGGGAUUCCAGAGGCUAUUGCGACAUCUGUUAGUAGAUGUCCUAAAGCAAUGCAUGGUCGCUUAUACAGCAACAUAAUUCUGGUUGGCGGAAAUUCGCUUUUUAGUGGUUAUAUGCAGAGGGUAGAAGCAGAUCUUCGAGCUUUUGCUGAAGACCUUUAUGUUUUACGAUUCCGUCAAGUGAAAGAUCCAAUUAUUCAUGCGUGGCUUUGCGGUAAACAGGCAUUUUUGGGAGGUGCUUUUGAUGGAAGGUUUGUCACUAAAGGCUUGGUCUUCGAGCUUCAGCGGUUGAUUGAAAUAUGUCAGCUGGCCCAAUCCAGGAAAGGAAUCAAGAGAUGUGAUUAUUUAGAUGCCACAAUAUACGUCGGUGGCUUGGACGAGAAGGUUACAGAUGCCAUUCUUUGGGAGCUUUUCGUUCAGGCGGGGCCAGUGGUUUCAGUAAAUAUGCCGAAAGACAGGGUUACGAAUUCGCAUCAAGGAUUUGGUUUUGUCGAAUUUAUGGGUGAAGAAGAUGCCGAUUAUGCAAUUAAAAUAAUGAACAUGAUAAAGCUUUAUGGAAAGCCAAUAAAGGUAAAUAAAGCAUCUGCCCAUGAAAAAAAUUUGGAUGUGGGGGCUAAUAUCUUUGUUGGUAACUUGGAUCCUGAGGUACCUAAAAUUAUGCGAGAUCCGGAAACUGGGAAUAGUAAAGGAUUUGCGUUUAUAAACUUUGCGUCAUUUGAGGCAUCAGAUUUAGCAAUUGAAGCGAUGAAUGGGCAGUUUCUGUGUAAUAGAGCUAUAACUGUGAGCUACGCUUUUAAGAAAGACGCAAAGGGAGAAAGGCACGGAACUGUGGCAGAACCGCCUCCUCCGUUGUGGGGAAUGCCACCGCCACCUCCAGUAACGCCUGGCGCUCGAGCAGCUCCUACUCCAACACCUCCACCGCCGCCGCCAGCUCAUAUGUAUUCUCGAAUGCCUCCACCUCCUUUCUUUGCUGGCACUCGAACUCCAUUCCCACCUCCUCCUCCACCUGGUGGCGUAAGGAUGAUGCGGCCGCCGCCACCACCAGUUAUACGACCACCAAAUCCACCACCGCCACCUACUUCGGCUACACCAUCCGGCGCCACACCUGCUCCAGUACCUGUAUCCACAUCUCUUCCAACUGGCGUUUCUCCUGGUAUGAAUGUUGCUCCUGUUGCCCCUCUAUCUACUGCUUCUGCUCCUCCUCCAGCAUCGGAUGCUAAUCCAACCCCUGUUCCAAAUUCUGUCCCGUCACCAACUGCUACUCCUGAGCAGUAG